UUUUUUAUGUUUCUUAAUCUCAUGUGGAUUUAGUACUUUUUGUAUAGACAUGUGUAAUUUUUUUAGAUCACUUUAUACCAGUUAAUAAUUUAAUCAAGUUAGUUUCAAUCAGGAUUCGAACACAAACUUAAUAUUAAAAGUUAAAAUAUGGAAAAAAAGCAACAAAGAAAAAAGAAAAAGAAAGGACCUCCGCCUCCUCCACCACCAAUAUAUAUUCCUAAUUACAAACCAACACUAAGUUUGACAGAUGAGGGGUUUAUUGCAAGCAGUUCCACUGAUAUUAAAACUGUGGAGAAAAUUCAAAACACGUAUACAUGUACAAUUCUGCAAGUAGCAGAUGCUAUGAGGCAAAACGAUUUAUUGAAACUUCUAGAGAAAGUAGAAGUAUUGGAUAAUGAAACCAAAGAUUAUGUAAUAAGUGAAGCUCUAAACUAUAUGCAUAUGCAUGGCAGAACCUUAUCAAAGGAAAUGCACAAUAAAAUUCGUUGUAUACUGAUGCAAUCGCGAUUUUAUAGGAUUUAUGAUCCUAAAAAAGAUAGCAACACUUAUAAUGACAAUAUACAACAACUGGAAUUUAUUCAUUCUUGUUUUGAAGGAUUACUAAAAAUGAACUCUCCUAGUUUUAUGGACAAUUAUAUCAAACAAAUAAUAUUUUAUGGUACUGAAUUGCAGUUUGGUAAAGAUUGGGCAAAGGAUUUACCAUGGAACAUGUUUGCGUUCUAUAUUCAACAAUAUGCGGGAUUUGUCCGAACUUCAAACCAUAAGCAUCUAUAUCAAGUCGGUAUUAUCACCGAAAACAAAUUUCAAACCAUGGUUGAAAAUUUUAAAAAGAUAUUUGAAAUGACUUUGCCAAACAAUAGUAUAGUGUACGAGCAUUUUCAAAAGGAGAAUGCAAAGAUGGCGGAAGAGAUGAAGACAUAUUAUUACGAAUUGAAGGAUUUGCAUUCUCUCGAAAAACUAUAUAAAACAGUUGUGUGUUCUGAUACAACACAUUAUUAUGGAUAUUUAAGAAAAUUACAAGCUUGCGGAGAAUACCUUAAAAGUACUGAUCAAACUCCGAAUAUAUCAGGGGAAUUGAAAGAAUUGUUGACGAAGUGUCUCCCCAUGAAAGAUAUGAAAACAUUUAGGGAUAAAGUAUGCCAUUUAAAAUCUAUUCCAAUUGAAAUAAAAGAUGCUGAAAAAUUGAACGAUUUAAGCAAUUUGAUUGCAAAAAUUGCUAAACAAAUUAAACUCACUUAUAAAUUAAUACAAUUGGAAACUGCAGUAAAAAUAAAAAAGUUAAUAUUACAAUCACCUGAAUCCAUCCCAAUGCCACACGUAAUAAAACAUGAGCUCUCUUCAUUCCGAUCAGCUUUUGGUACAUUACACGAAUCUCCCGAUCGAAACAUACAACUGCGCAAAGACAAUGUGAAUCGGUUGUUUGCAUUGAUGGAAUUUCAUUACAACGUAGAAGGUGGAUACAAUUACAAUUUACUAAAAGUGUCAGAUGAGCAAAUUGAAGCAGAAAAGCAAAAACUUUUGUCAGAAUGGCCAAUUGAUCAAUCAGACGACAAAACACUACCGAAUUUAAUUGAGACUGUUUCAAAUCCUCCAUUAUUCAGUGAUGAUGCAGACGAACAUUAUCGAGCAUGUUUAGAAAUUCUAAAAACUGAAGUUGAAAGGAAAAACGAUUUAGGUGUUGAAUUGCUCUUGAUGCUGAUUUUAAAAAUUGCUGAUGAAUUGAGGAAUUUUAAUCUUAAUCGAAAGUGGUAUACAGAGUUAUGUGCUACGCUUACUGUUAGAUCGUUACGAAAUGAUUUGGCUCACGGCGAUCUUUAUGUGGAUCUCCUAGAAAUCGAUAGAAAAUCGACGAUUUACGAUAUUGCAAAUAUUUUAAUUGGAGAACUUGAAAAUGAAACUGCCAGGAAACAAAAAGAAUGUGGUAAAGUAACACAAACCAUACCAAUGCCAGAAUUACGAACAAAUACUAAUUCAGAACUGGCGCUUAUAAAAAUAAAAGAAGAUCUUGGAUAUCAAAUCCAAAAAGGGUGUAUUACUGAAGUGCAAAGGCUAGUGAACAAAAUGAAGACGGAAGAUAUUGAGUGGCGCGAUUUAUUAGAUACUACUGCUUUAAAUCUGGCCGCAGGCAAUGACCUAGACAAUGUGGAACUAUUUGAGCUGGUAUUUGAUGAAAUUGGUGAUCACCAAAAAUGGUUUCGAGAUGAUCUCGGUGAUACAAUGUUGCAUGUAGCUGCUGAAAAAGGCAAUGUGCGAAUUUUAUCAAAUAUUUUAAAAACGAAGGCUUCAUUCUACACAAGACAUGUUCAUGUCAUUAACUACAAUGGUGAUACACCAUUUCACAAAGCAGCGAUUGCAAAUCAGUCACGUACUUUUGAAAUAUUGUGUAAUAGUUGGUUCAGUAAACAUAUCCAACUUUUUAACGAAAAUGCGCAGGGUGCAAUACACUGUGCAAUUGUAUUUGAUCAUAUUGACGUUAUUGAAGUGUUUGUGAAAUGGAAUUAUCACCAACCACUUGAUAGUGUUCGUGCAGUAAGAAACCAAACUUGUCUUCACCUUGCAUGUGACUACAAUCACAAAAAUCUGAUUCGUUAUUUCAUAGAACGUGAAUCUGACGCAAAUACGAUUGACAAGGACAUUGAUACGCCAUUAUUGUUAGGAAAGCAGUUUUCGAAUGCACACGACGUGCUAAUGAUUGAAAAAUAUAUGAAUCCUAUAAUGGAGGAUAAUAAGAUGCAUUCGGCUGUUAAAUGUAAUGCACCAUCUAAGUUUGAAGAGAUCUAUAGUAUUGCACCUUUUUUAAUAUGGACCACAGAUAUCGAAGGCAAAACACCCGUUGACAAUGUCAUUUUGGGAAAUAAUAGAGAAAUGAUUGAGUUAAUAUUUCAUCAUGUUUUACUAGAUUAUUCGGAGAAACCAUAUAUAUACAAAAAAGUGAUUUCCAUCAUGUGUGAUAGCGAAUUAAAAUGUCUUGAUGGACCAUGUGUAAGGCUAAUACUAAAUUUUGUUUUAAAUACUCUUACGGAGAAAUUUAAUGACAAAUUGGCGUGCUUUUGGGGAUUCACUUUAUUGGGUCAGAUUGUGAAAGUUUUCGAAGAUAUCUACAUACUUAAAACUACCAUCAUUAGAAUAAUGUUGGAGAAAAUCAGUUUAUUUGAAAACGAUGACCGAAUAAUUAAAUGCGUUCAUGAUGUGCUUACCUGGUGCACGUUUUUAAGUGAAGAGGCAUAUAUUUGCUUAAGUAAUAUUUUGGUUAAUUAUUUAUCCAAGGAUAAUUUUAUCAACCAUUACAAUACAUUAGAUUUAAUCUCUUGGUUAGUAAAAAUCGGAACAUAUGAACAAAAAUCCACAUUCGAGACUAUGGGUUUAAUUCAAGUAUUAUUUAAUAUCAAAAAUGCCGAUUUUGAUGAGCACGAAAAAAUUAUUGAAAUAUUAUUCUUGUUAACGUGCGAUCAUGGAAAAAAUACACAACUCUUUUUGGAAAACAAUGGUUUGUCCUUUUGCAUCAGGAAUUUUAAAAGUGGUGUUGGCAAUCGGUAUACAUCGGUGACGACAAAACUCUUAUGUCUCGCACUGUCGUCUGAACAUUUACCUGAACUAUUUGAUGCGGUAACUAACACCGACAUUAUAAACCUGUUAAACGAUAGAAGUGAUGAACUGGUUUGGGUAACAUGUGGCUUACUGGUACAAAUUUGGUCACUUAAGAAGAACGUAUUUAACAGUGAUCAAUUAAAAGAUUUGGUUUGUAAAAAAAUGGAGCGCCUAAAAGAAUUUUGCACUGUUCCAAUUUUGGACAUGUUUGACUGGCUUCUUGUUCUUCUGAAUGAAGAUUCAUUUGAAUGUCAGUACUGGGCAGCGUGGACUAUUAAAAAUUAUACACGGCGUAACCCUGAAACAAUGAGUUCAUUCGUGAAUGAAAACUUGCCACAAAUCGGAAAGCGGAAAUCUGAAAUUAGCGAUAUGCUUGCAGUUGCAAUGGAGGACGCUGUUAUAGAAAGUAGCCGAGAUAUACUUUAAUAAGUGCAAUUUUCAUAUAUUAAUAUAAAUAAAUUCAAAUGGUUAUCCAUUCAAUGGUUACGUAAACUUUAAGUUAUUUUUGUGGGGACCAUAUGGAUUUUUUGUAUAAUUUAGCGUUUGGCAAGGUUUUUUUCAAGAUAAUUUUAGAAACAGGCGCGAUUGUUUGAUAAUAAACAUCCGCUCGGUUUGAACAGUGUUCGGUCAGAUAACAUGUAGCCUUGGCGAGACGAGUUUGAAGUUUACACUGACUCAGUAAGUCGCAGAUUAUUAGCGCGGUUGGAGCAGUAAUUAUAUAAAAUUAAGACUGAUGUAAAAUAUAAUAUAAAAGUGAAUAUACUAUUAAUUUACCCUAAUUAAAUGAACUGUUUUAUUGAA
Messenger RNA from Dalotia coriaria, 4389 nucleotides. RefSeq lists its product as uncharacterized. Gene Ontology annotation, molecular function: protein binding. The record is from RefSeq and is a predicted model, not a curated record. NCBI's taxonomy places the organism in Eukaryota, Metazoa, Arthropoda, Insecta, Coleoptera, Staphylinidae. The coding region runs from base 148 to 4014 and encodes 1288 amino acids. The transcript has 5 exons.